GUCCUUUGGGGAUACACGGUCCAGAAAUCGCUUCAAAUCUUGCCCAGUUUCUCCCAGUUGUCUAUUUUUUUCCCUCUGUCUGGCUCCCUGCUUGCCAUAUAGUAAGCUUUCAGUAAUUAAAUGUCUGGAAUCCAGGUCUCCUAUUUCAUGGUAUUAUAAGAGGUUUGUUACCAAAGGGCUGGGGAUGUAGCUCAGUUCGGAGAGUUAAUUUGCUUAGCACGCACAAAGCCUUGGGUUCAGUCCCCAGUAUUGUAUAAAACCAAACAUGGUGGGACAUAAUCCCAGCCCUUGAAAGGCAGAGACAGGCAGAUCAGAAGUUCAGGGUCAUCCUUGGCUACCUAGUAAGUUCACUCCCAGUCUGGACUUCAUGUAACCUUGCCUAAAAAAAAAAGACCAACUUUUCUAAAGUCGUACAAUUAGUUUGAUGACAACUGGUCACUUGUAGUAUGUUUUUAUUUGGUGUAUCUUUAAAACCCACAUGGGGGCACAUUUGGGUGCCACAGCUAGUGAAUGUCAGAGGCACCUUCAGGAGUGAGUUCUUGUUCCACCACGUGGGUCCUGAGGACUGAACUCAGGUCAUCAGGCACUGAGUCAUCUGGAGACCUUGAGAACGAUGAGCAGGCAGCCAGCACCAUCUCAGAGCUGGUCAGCACAGCCUGUGGCUUCAGGCUGCACCAUGGCACGAACAUCCCUUUCAAGCGCCUGUCUGUGGUCUUUGGUGAACACACACUGCUGGUGACUGUGUCCGGACAGAGGGUGUUUGUGGUAAAGAGGCAGAACCGAGGUCGGGAACCUAUUGAUGUCUGAGCUGCAGAAGGUGCUGGCUGGAGAAGUGGACUGCCGCUGGGGCCUGUGACGGGGGACACCGUCCUCUACCUUUCUCGCUGCUGGAACUGGGCCUAUGCUCGCCACCUCCUCACCCCCACCCAAGACACAGAGGCUUAGCGAUUUCUGCGCUAAGGGAAACCAUGGCAAGAGCAUCCCCUCCUUUCUUCCCUUCUGCGUAAUAAACAGCAGUCCAACCCUUCCAGGGCUCA
Molecule: messenger RNA, 1037 nt
Organism: Peromyscus californicus insignis
Lineage: Eukaryota; Metazoa; Chordata; Mammalia; Rodentia; Cricetidae
Gene: Lamtor4
Product: late endosomal/lysosomal adaptor, MAPK and MTOR activator 4
Exons: 3
Coding region: 511-807 (98 amino acids)
Biological process (GO): positive regulation of TOR signaling; cellular response to amino acid stimulus
Cellular component (GO): Ragulator complex; lysosome
Molecular function (GO): guanyl-nucleotide exchange factor activity
Source: RefSeq, a predicted model, not a curated record